ACUCACUCAGAGGGGGAUGUCAGUGGAAUUCCAUUCCACUAGAAGAGAGAAAAACAGCCACAAGCCCCAUUACAUCUGACUUCCACUGAUUCCAUCUCCAGAAAACUCCAAACAUUUGGAUGAACUAGUUUUAAUAGACAAUCUGACGAGUCCCAGCUGACCAGCUUGCUGCACACUUACCACUGGAAAAGACACCAUCUCCUAACUGUAGUAGAAUUUGGUGUAGAAGAUUGCAGAGGACCAUGCAGGCACCGAGGGUUCCUCUGUGUGCAACUUUAUUUGCCCUGUGCUGGAUUUUGACAUUGGUUAUCAAUGACGAGUUGGUUAAUGCUGCCAAGCCCAACCAGAGAACAAGGAGCAUCCAAAACAGUGAGAUUAAUUCAAAAAGAGAAGAUCUACAGGAUGGAUUUUCAGAAGACACUCAGAUGGAUGAGCCUGGAGCAGAAGAGAUGGUUGAAAAACAAAAACCAAAGGGUAAAAAGACACCUGAGGAGCUAUUAGCUGCCAAGGCAAAGAAGGCGGCUGAGAAGGAAGCCAAAGCCAAGAAACCGAAGCCCACAAAAAAAACCAAACCCCCAAAACCAACAAAGAAACCCAAGGCCACCAAGAAACCCAAGCCUCCAAAACCCACCAAAAAGCCGAAAGCACCAAAACCCACCACAACACCAACGACUAGAGCAACUAAACCAACCAGAAAGUCAACCAUGGAGGAAGAGGAGGAGAAACUGCUGCUGGAGCUGGGAUGGGACACGUUAUUUCCAACAGAGCCAAAGGAAACGGAGAUUGAGAAACCCAUUGGCCCAGAUCAUGUAGACGUCCACAGCAAGAAAGAUGCCGUUACACCACCUACAAUCAAAGAGCACGAUCCAGAUUACUGGGACGCACAACAUGAAGUUCCAGAACCCGACCUCAUCCCUAAAGUCAAGGAGCCGGCUAGCACUGAUGACCCAAGUAUAUACUUACCAAUCCCAGAGGAAUCCACUACCACUCCUCGAACAGUUGCCCCUUGGUAUGAGGAAUACGAUUAUUCUGACUUGGCGGCAAAGAAGCUGGAGGAAGAGCUGGAAAAAGCAAGAAAGGCCAAAGAGGAGAAGGCGGAAAAACUACAGAAGAUGUGGGAAGAGGAGGAGGAGGAGAAGAGAAAGCAGACGGUUCCUCGUGCCGAGCCAAAGAAGUGUCCUCCUCUUGGCAUGGAGUCUCAUCGAGUGGAGGACGAUCAGAUACUGGCAUCUUCUAUGUCUCAUCAUGGAUAUUCGGCUCUGAGAGGACGUCUGAACAUGCAGAGUUCAGCUGAUGAGGACGAUGUUUACGGCGGUGCGUGGUGUGCUGAUACGGAGGAAAAGGAGCACUGGUUUCAGGUGAACGCCCGUCGAGAGGUGGAGUUCACCGGCAUCAUCACGCAGGGCAGGAGCUCAGAUACACAUGAUGACUUCGUGUCAUCGUAUUUUGUGGCCUUCAGUAACGACAGUCGUGAUUGGACGGUGCUUCAUGAUGGUUACGCUGAGUGGCUCUUUUAUGGGAAUGUGGAUAAAGACACUCCAGUAAUGACAGAGUUCUCUUAUCCAGUUGUAGCGCGUUACAUCCGUAUCCUCCCGCAGAGCUGGAACGGCAGCCUGUGUAUGAGGCUGGAGGUGCUCGGCUGCCCAUUACCCACUAAUUAUCCAACCGAGAACGAUGUUCCACCGACGGAUGAUCUCGAUUACAGGCAUCACAACUACAAAGAGAUGAGACAGAUGAUGAAGGUGAUCAACGAAGAAUGUCCCAACAUCACCAGAAUAUACAACAUCGGAAAAAGCUCUCAAGGGCUGAAGAUGUACGCAAUGGAGAUCUCAGACAACCCUGGAGAACAUGAGACAGGUGAGCCGGAAUUCCGUUACACAGCAGGGCUUCAUGGGAACGAAGUUCUGGGCAGGGAACUUUUGCUGCUCUUGAUGCAGUUCCUCUGUAAGGAAUACAAUGAUGACAAUCCACGAGUGCGCCGCCUUGUGGGGAGCAUACGCAUCCAUCUAGUGCCCUCACUGAACCCUGAUGCCUAUGAGCUGGCCUAUGAGAUGGGCUCUGAGAUGGGGAACUGGGCUUUGGGCCACUGGACAGAGGAGGGAUACGAUAUUUUCCAGAACUUCCCAGACCUGAACAGUAUUCUGUGGGGUGCGGAGGACAGGGGAUGGGUGCCACGGGUCGUUCCCAAUCACCACGUUCCCAUUCCUGAGAAUUUUCUUAAUGGCUCUCUCUUUUAUGGGAAUGUGGAUAAAGACACUCCAGUAAUGACAGAGUUCUCUUAUCCAGUUGUAGCGCGUUACAUCCGUAUCCUCCCGCAGAGCUGGAACGGCAGCCUGUGUAUGAGGCUGGAGGUGCUCGGCUGCCCAUUACCCA
Messenger RNA from Sinocyclocheilus grahami, 2373 nucleotides. RefSeq names its product adipocyte enhancer-binding protein 1-like. The record is from RefSeq and is a predicted model, not a curated record. Gene Ontology annotation, molecular function: zinc ion binding; metallocarboxypeptidase activity; RNA polymerase II transcription regulatory region sequence-specific DNA binding. The annotation marks the transcript as partial. Gene Ontology annotation, biological process: protein processing; regulation of DNA-templated transcription; peptide metabolic process. The transcript is spliced from 17 exons. Lineage: Eukaryota; Metazoa; Chordata; Actinopteri; Cypriniformes; Cyprinidae.